AUCUUCAAAAACGAUUUGCAUGUUUCUUCUAUUUCUAAUCUACGUACUUCUAUUAAUCGAUGCCGGUAUGUUUUAUCUUUUCCAACGAACUGCAUCUGGUCAAUUUGCUCCAAACCAAGAGGAGCACUAUCCCGAAUUUUUGCCUUCUAGUCGAUCUUCUUCAGUGCAAGUUGAAGAUUCUAUUAUGGAAUCUAUUCCAGAUGCUCCUCCAUCUUACCAAGAGGCUGUGGCAGAAAUGCCUACGGACUCAUUUAUGAUAGCAACUUCAGAUAUUUAA
Messenger RNA from Dentiscutata erythropus, 277 nucleotides. The record is from the annotation of a GenBank genome assembly. NCBI's taxonomy places the organism in Eukaryota, Fungi, Glomeromycota, Glomeromycetes, Diversisporales, Gigasporaceae.